CAAAGGAAGGUGUUGUCUACGAUCUGAUUUCCGGCUCCAUUCCAACUAGAAAAUUCUCUCUCUCUCUUCUGUCUUUUCUGUCUCUCUCGUUUGGAGGGCUUCGAUGCGAAUCGCGAGCUUCUGGAUUUGCUAGAUGAUUGCAGGAAGAGCUGAGGGUUCUUCGCAUUUUUCUAGCAAAAUGGUGGAUUUGAAAUGGUUGGACCGAAUUCCGUGGGACGAGGAAUCAUACCCCGCCUACCAAGACUUCGCCGUCUUGCCGUUGCUUGCGAUUUUCUUCCCCUUCGUGAGGUUCUUUUUUGAUAGAUUCAUUUUCGAGAAGUUGGGGAGGCAAUUUGUUCUUGGUUUGGGAGAUUGGUCACUUGAUUCUAAUGUAGAUGAAAAGAAAAAACGGCUGAGGAAGUUUAAAGAGUCUGCAUGGAAGUGUGUUUAUUUUCUUUCUGCUGAAGUGUUUGCUUUGACAGUGACUUAUGAUGAACCAUGGUUCAAAAACACUAGAUACUUUUGGAUUGGUCCUGGUGAGCAGGUCUGGCCAGACCAAAAGCUAAAAUUGAAGUUGAAAGCGUUAUAUAUGUAUGCUGCUGGAUUCUAUGCCUACUCCAUAUUUGCUCUGGUGUUUUGGGAGACAAGGCGCUCUGAUUUUGGAGUGUCAAUGUCUCAUCAUGUAGCCACUCUCAUUCUCAUUGUGUUAUCUUACAUUUGGAGGUUUGCUCGUGUUGGAUCUGUUGUUUUGGCACUUCAUGAUGCAAGUGAUGUGUUUUUGGAAAUCGGAAAGAUGUCAAAGUACACUGGUGCUGAAGCGAUUGCAAGCUUUUCAUUUAUUUUGUUUGUACUGUCUUGGAUAAUUCUUCGCCUUGUAUAUUACCCAUUGUGGAUUAUUCGGAGUACAAGUUAUGAGGUUUUGUUAACCUUGGACAAGGAUAAGCAUAAGGUUGAAGGACCCAUAUAUUACUAUGUGUUCAACACUCUGCUUCUCUGCUUGCUUGUUCUCCAUAUUUAUUGGUGGGUGUUGAUAUAUAGAAUGCUUGUUAGGCAAAUUCAAGCAAGAGGAAAGAUUAGUGAGGAUGUACGAUCAGAUUCAGAGGACGAGGAUGAGAAGGAUGACUGAACCCGGAACAAGACUAAACAUCUUGAAUGGCUGAUGUCCUUCACAUAUGGAUUCAGGCAGAUUCCAUCUUAUUUAUGCACGCUGAGGAAUUCUCUGCAGCAGUUGGAACUGUACCUUAUAUUAUGAAGAUGAGAUAAUGUCCAAGCCUUGCAAUUGUGAUCUGUGUACAUUUAUUCAAAGAAAAAUAUUCCCAAACCAGAUCAAAUUAUUGAUAUUUACCAAUUAGUUUUCUUCUUUUCUCCACAGGCACCAUUCUUGUCACCAUUUUGUGAUUCUACACAAGAUUAACAUGUAGUCAUUCCUUGUAUCAACUUAUUGGCUUCAGCACCAUCACCUAACUGUCUCUUUGAGGCAUUUAUUUUCCUCAGUUCCUCUAUUUUAUGUUCCUUAUGUGGAACUUGUUUGUACUCGCCAAAAUGGAAAGGAAAAAGCAACCAGCGAAUUUUUGCUUUGCCCAA
Nymphaea colorata (pocket water lily) is the source of this 1563-nucleotide messenger RNA. Its product is annotated as ASC1-like protein. The record is from RefSeq and is a predicted model, not a curated record. Gene Ontology annotation, molecular function: sphingosine N-acyltransferase activity. Gene Ontology annotation, cellular component: membrane; endoplasmic reticulum. Gene Ontology annotation, biological process: ceramide biosynthetic process. NCBI's taxonomy places the organism in Eukaryota, Viridiplantae, Streptophyta, Magnoliopsida, Nymphaeales, Nymphaeaceae. Bases 134 to 1105 code for a protein of 323 amino acids. The transcript is spliced from 7 exons.